AUGGUUCAUGGUCCUUGUGGUUUGGAAAAUCAAAAUUCACCUUGUAUGAAAGAUGGGAGGUGCACAAAGUUUUACCCUAAGAAAUUCCAAAGUACAACUAUAGUGGACCAAGAAGGCUACCCGGAUUAUAGGAGAAGAAACAACAGACACACCAUUCAAAAGAACGACAUCAUCUUUCAUAGUGGUCAUGUUGUUCCUCACAAUCCAAGUUUGUUGUUGAAGUACGAAGCCCACAUCAACAUGGAAUGGUGCAAUCAAAAUACUUCUAUCAAAUACCUUUUCAAAUAUAUUAAGAAAGGCUCCGAUAGAAUUUCGGCAAUCAUACAAGGCCAAGACAAAAACAACGUUGACGAAAUCAAACAAUAUUUGGAUUGUCGAUACAUCUACCCAAGUGAAGCAUGUUGGCGGAUAUUUUCUUAUUCUAUACAUGGCAGAAAACCAGCCGUAGAAAGAUUGUUUUUUCACAUGGAAGGUGAAAACUCCGUGUACUACAAAGACUACGAGCAGGUUGGUGAUGUGUUGCUCAAACCAAGUCUAACGGAGUCCAUGUUUACGGCUUGGUUUGAGGCUAACAAAACUUAUGAGGAAGCAAGAUUACUAACUUAUGGUGACUUUGUUUUUAAAUUUGUUUAUCAUAAACGAAGUCGAAGUUGGAAACCAUGGAAGCGAGGGUAUACCAUUGGUCGACUGAUUUGGGUUCCGCAAUCCACUAGCGAGUUGUUUUAUUUAAAGAUGAUGCUUACCGUCAAGAAAGGUCUGUUAUGCUAUCAAGACAUCAAAACAGUUGAUGGUAAGAAGUGCAAAACUUUUAGAGAUGCGUGCUUUACGAUGGGAUAUUUACAAGAUGAUCGUGAAUUUGUCGAGGCAAUCAAAGAGGCGCAUCUUUGGGGGUCGGGUCCUAUUUUACGCAAACUAUUUGUGACAAUGUUACUUUCGGCAUCCAUGAAUAGACCUGAACAUGUUUGGAGAAAGACUUGGAGAUAUUUAUCGGAUGGCAUUCUUUAUGAUCUACGGUUAUUGGCAAGAGAUCAAGGUUUGACAAUGAGCGAUGCCGAGUUAAAGGAACGGACACUGAUGGCUAUUGAAACACUAUUGCAAAAUAAUAAUCGUAGUUUAAAGGACUUCAAACCAAUGCCAGUUCCAAAAGAGGAUGUCGUUUUCUUUACAGGAAACAGAUUACUUUAUGAUGAACGUCAAUAUGAUGUUGUUGAACAACAACAAAUUUUUGAACAUUUGUCUGCUUCUCUUAUAGAUGAACAAAGAGGAAUUUUUGAGGAAAUCAUGGAUGCUGUAGAGAAGCAACAAGCAGCACUUAGGUUUAAGAAAAAAACUGUCUUACCUGUUGCUUCAAGUUUGAUUGCAAGUUUGUUGUUACCAGGUGGAAGAACAGCUCAUUCUAGAUUUAGGAUUCCUGUUCCUACUUUAGAAAAUUCUAUUUGCAGCAUUCAAAAACAAGAUGAUCUUGCUGAGCUUUUAAAGAUGACAGAUUUAAUUAUAUGGGAUGAGGCUCCUAUGGCUAAUAAAUUUUGCUUUGAAUCUCUCAACAAAUCCUUGAGAGAUAUUAUGAGUGGAAUUUCACAUGCAUCUAGGAAAGUUUUUGGUGGUAAGGUUGUUGUGUUUGGUGGUGACUUCAGACAAAUUCUCCCAGUUAUACCAAGAGGAACUAGAUCAGACAUUAUCCAUGCAACAAUAAAUGCUUCUUAUAUUUGGGAUCAUUGUAAGGUCUUGAGGCUUACAAAGAACAUGCCCUUGCAAAUUGGUGAUAAUGCUUCUUCUACAGCUGAUGACAUAAGGAGAUUUUCUGAGUGGAUUUUAAAAAUUGGAGAUGGGACCAUGUGUGAGCCAAAUGAUGGUUAUGCUGAUAUUUGUAUUCCAGAUGAGUUCUUAAUUUCUAACUUUUCUGAUCCCAUCAAGGCAAUUGUUGAAGAUACAUACCCUGAUCUCAUUCAUAAUUAUCUUGAUUCCAAUUAUCUUCAAAGUCGUGCGAUCUUAGCUUCAACAAUUGAAGUUGUUGAUGAUAUCAACCAAUAUAUCACAAAUAUUCUUCCAAGAGAAGAGAAAGAAUACUUUAGUAGUGAUUCUAUUGAUAAAUCUGAUGCAACUAGCUUUGAUGCAUAUGAGCAUGUGACACCCGAGUUCCUAAAUGCUCUCAAAACUUCGGGAUUGCCUAACCAUUCAAUCAAGUUGAAAGUUGGUCCAAACAUUCACUUCAUUUUUGAGAUUCAUGCUGCAGCCAAUGUUGUAUUCAAACAACUGUUCCAUAACCUUCGAAAGGUCCAAACAUUCACCUCAUUUUAG
Molecule: messenger RNA, 2298 nt
Organism: Vicia villosa (hairy vetch)
Lineage: Eukaryota; Viridiplantae; Streptophyta; Magnoliopsida; Fabales; Fabaceae
Exons: 7
Coding region: 1-2298 (765 amino acids)
Biological process (GO): telomere maintenance; DNA repair
Molecular function (GO): DNA helicase activity
Source: RefSeq, a predicted model, not a curated record